CUGGACGCCGAGGCAUGAAGAGCCUCCCCUGCGGGCGGCCUGAAGCCAGUUCGGGCCUUCUGCGGCUGCGAGCUGGCCGCCCCAUGUGGGCUCCGUCCUCCGCGGCCGCUGCCGCCCGCGCCGGGAUGGAGGCGCAGGGCAGCCGCCGGCAGCAGCUCCCCGUCCUGCUGCUCUGGGUUAAUGGUCUAAUGACACUUGGAUUUGCAGGUGUACGUCAACAGACUGAGCUCUGCAAUGAAUCUCUCAUGUUAGAAAAGUUGCCUGCCUGUGGAAAAUACUUUGAAGAGAUGAUGAAGAAAGUGGACUCCAAAAAGUGGUGCAACCUUACAGAAUUUAUCAUGUAUUAUGACAACUUUACCCAGUGCACAGAACGUGAAGCCAACAAUGCAAGUUGCUUUUGGCCAAACCCCCUUGCAGAAGGCUUUAUCACUGGAAUUCAUAAACAAUUCUUUUCAAACUGUACUUCAGAAAAGGUUCACUGGGAAGAUCCACCGGAUGAAAUUGUCAUAGCACUGAUUUUGAUCCCAGUCAUGUUGACAUGUGCCAUGAUAACACUGGUAGUAUGGUGCAGCAAGAGAAGUGAUAUCUUGGUGUAAGUUCUUCCUCUGGCCUUUCUUUUUCUUCAUUUCUUUCUUCCAUAAAUACUAAGAAAGGAGGACAAAGAGAGGAACGUGGCAUAAAGAUUUCAGAUCUGCUGAAAUGGAACCAGUGAGAUAUUGAGAACCUCCUAUGUAUGAAGGACUACCUGCUGCUGCUGCUGCUGUUGUGGCACUGCUUCUGUCUUGACCAUGAGUAUUGCUGGUGGAAAGUUCUACUUCCAUGAAGAAGCCUCAUCAGCAUAGAAUUCACAGGCAGCUCGCAGAAACAGGAGAGUUCCCAGGCAAAUGGACCCCUGGUCUGCAAAAGGAGUAAAGUUACUUUCCUGUGGGGAAAGAUGGCUGGUAAAGUUUUGCAAAGCUGUAUAUGUGUAAUACUGACCUGUGGGGAAGUGAUAUCUCUUGAGGUUUUUUGCAGGACAGUCAAGGUUUUUAUCUGUGAACCCUGUGACUUGGAGAGAUCCCUGGCACAGGAACUGAUUAGUGAUAUAACUAGGUGGCAGCUUUUCUCAGAAGCUAGUCAAAAUUGUCAUUAUCAAAACUGGGAAGUAUUGUUCUGGCAAAGAAACAACUUCUGUGUCUGGUGACUAUCUGCACAGGGAAAUUAUCCUGCCACAUUAUAAAAUAGUUUAUAAAACCCUUUAGGCAUGGCUGCUUGGAAUUUUAUGUUUUACAAACAAACUUUGGGAGGAUAUACAAAUCUUACUUUGCAGAGCUGGAAAAUGUGAGAGGAAAUUGUUUGAUUAUAAAUAUACUAAAGAGUAAUGAAGAAACUUUCAUAUGCCAGACUUUCUAUUUUUCCUCUUUUAUAAUUAUUAUUCUUGAUGACUUGUGUUCACUGUAUACUCCCCACUCUCACUCCAGUUUUUGCAAGUGAUAUACUCCAAAUAAAUAUACAGGUGUCAUGUUGAGGUGCCUUUCAGAGUAUUGUACAUGAAUAAUUCUUUGUCCUAUGAAGAGUGUGGGAACUAAAGUAUGAAUAUCAAAACUUGGAAUAGAAGUAGGAGGAAAAAGAAAAAUUCAACUCAGAAAUCUUAUUCUGUAAUGUAAUAGUUGAAAUAAAGAUCAUAUACUCAAAACAAAAGAAUUUCUCUGUGUUGCAAACCUUCUUUUCACAGCAUGCCUUUCAGUCCAUGCUUUUCUAUGACAACUGUGCAAUGUCUUUUACAAGUGACUUUUAAUUUUUCCACACCUUAUACACACAAAUAAAAUACAGCUGGAUGGCCGAGUA
Molecule: messenger RNA, 1827 nt
Organism: Lonchura striata (white-rumped munia)
Lineage: Eukaryota; Metazoa; Chordata; Aves; Passeriformes; Estrildidae
Gene: RAMP3
Product: receptor activity modifying protein 3
Biological process (GO): cellular response to hormone stimulus; calcium ion transport; receptor internalization
Cellular component (GO): cell surface; signaling receptor complex; membrane
Molecular function (GO): coreceptor activity
Source: RefSeq, a predicted model, not a curated record